Messenger RNA from Medicago truncatula (barrel medic), 867 nucleotides. Its product is annotated as 60S ribosomal protein L17-2. The record is from RefSeq and is a predicted model, not a curated record. Bases 118 to 666 code for a protein of 182 amino acids. Gene Ontology annotation, biological process: cytoplasmic translation. The transcript is spliced from 6 exons. Lineage: Eukaryota; Viridiplantae; Streptophyta; Magnoliopsida; Fabales; Fabaceae. Gene Ontology annotation, cellular component: cytosolic large ribosomal subunit; ribosome. Gene Ontology annotation, molecular function: structural constituent of ribosome.
CUUUAUAAUACAACAGGGUACCAUUUAUAUAUAAAUAACGAAAAACCCUAAUCUGCUGAAUCUUCUCAGCCUCCUUCCCACAAUCGUGUUCAUUCCUAACGAAUUAGCAGAGCAGCCAUGGUGAAGUACUCCAGAGAGCCCGACAAUCCCACCAAAUCAACCAAGGCCAGAGGUGCUGACCUUAGGGUUCAUUUCAAGAACACCAGGGAAACAGCGUUUGCCAUCAGGAAGUUGCCCCUGACCAAAGCCAAAAGAUACUUGGAAGAUGUUUUGGCCCACAAACAGGCUAUUCCUUUCAGACGCUUCUGUCGUGGUGUUGGAAGGACUGCCCAAGCAAAGAACAGACAUUCUAAUGGGCAAGGGCGUUGGCCUGUCAAGUCAGCUAAAUUCAUUCUUGACUUGCUUAAGAAUGCUGAGAGUAAUGCUGAAGUGAAAGGUUUGGAUGUGGAUGCUCUCUACGUGUCCCAUGUCCAGGUCAAUCAAGCUCAAAAGCAAAGAAGACGUACCUACAGGGCUCAUGGAAGAAUCAAUCCCUACAUGUCAUCUCCUUGCCACAUCGAGCUGAUACUAUCUGAGAAGGAAGAGACUGUCCAGAAAGAGCCCGAGACCCAGUUGGCAACAAACAAGAAGAAGUCUCAAGCUGUUCGAAGUGGUGCUUCAUCAUAAAUUGUUAUUGGAGGCAAUAGUUGAGACCCUUUAUUUAUAGAUUAUGUCAGUUUUGUUGCACUUUCUCAGUUAUGUUUGUUAUGAGCUGUUUUUGAAGUUUGAGCAGCAGUUUUUGUUUCGUAUUCAACUAUGGUUUAUGUUAAUUGACUUGCUUGGAAAAUUCUAUGGUUUUAAUUGCAUGAUUGAUUUAAGUUUUGUUUA